This is a messenger RNA of Tachysurus fulvidraco (yellow catfish), 6860 nucleotides long. Its product is annotated as solute carrier organic anion transporter family member 5A1. Gene Ontology annotation, cellular component: membrane. Bases 517 to 3093 code for a protein of 858 amino acids. Gene Ontology annotation, biological process: transmembrane transport; sodium-independent organic anion transport. The record is from RefSeq and is a predicted model, not a curated record. NCBI's taxonomy places the organism in Eukaryota, Metazoa, Chordata, Actinopteri, Siluriformes, Bagridae. The transcript is spliced from 12 exons. Gene Ontology annotation, molecular function: protein binding.
ACUACAAGUGAAUGGGAUUAAAACACUACAUCUCCCAGAAUCCCUCAGCUUUUCCGACCGCCUCUAAAUCCGCAAUCUCAUUCAGUAGCUCAGCGUCCACGACGAGGACAGCAGUAUCUACCUCCGAGAAACACAACAACAACAAAACAACAACAUGUUGGAGAGACUCCUGAUGCGGUGACAACUGGUGACAAAAAGCCUUUCAGAGUGAUGACAUUUGGUACCUUUUUAAAGCGGACGUGUUUAGUAGCCUACGAUACGCCGAGGUCAAAAACAGCCGAAGUAUGGACGCUGCUUUAGAUACGUUUUAAAGAGGACAAUUGGCAUGUGGCAAAUUUUCUUCUUUAUUUGCCCAAAUAUCUUUGUGUGUAGAUCAUGCGUGGAGAUUCGUUGAUUCGGAGACGUUUGUGCUGUCGAGGCUGUAAAUCGCUUUCCUGCCUUGUGCACUUUCUUCAGCUUGUACAUCCUGCACCUGAAUCACGCCUUUGAUUAUUCAGGAUCCGAGUUUGUUUUAAAAUGACUUCCUCUGAUAACGGCGAGACCGGGUGUGACGUAUCAGAGCCUAGUGAAGUCACCAAUCUUCAAGGACGAUGUGGCGACUCUGGGAGUUCCUACAAAUCCAAAAGUUUACCGGUCCUGAACGGAGGCUGUCCUGCAGCCGACAAGGCUUUGGAGCCGAUGCUUCCGUCUACGUUAACUUCGAUCCAUACAGACCGACUUGUAUUCAGCGGUGUGCAGAGGAAAAGUGGCUCCAGCCAGCUGGACUCUCCAUCUCAAACAGACUUCUCACCGUCCAGCAUGUCCAGCAUGGUGGGUCUGAGCGGCUCUAUGAGACCUGAUGGAAGCAGGGCUGGGGGCAAAAACAAAGGAUUCUCUUUAUCAAGGAUUGUGGGCUUCCCAGUGAGGAAGUAUGUCAGGGUGAUUCUAGCAGACUCGAGGUGUUUCCUGUUCUGUAUGUGCUACCUGACGUUCAUCCAGUCGCUGAUGGUCUCAGGUUAUCUGAGCAGUGUGAUUACCACCAUCGAGAAGCGGUACAGCCUGAGGAGCUCCGAGUCAGGGCUGUUAGUGAGCUGCUUCGAUAUCGGAAGCCUGCUUGUCGUGGUCUUCAUCAGCUACUUCGGGGGACGUGGGCAAAGGCCGCGCUGGCUGGCCGUUGGUGGGGUUUUCAUAGCCGUUGGGGCAGCUCUGUUCUCUCUUCCUCACUUCAUCUCACCGCCGUAUCAGAUCCAGGAAGUGAACUCGUCUACAGGAAACGAGGGCCUCUGCUUGAACGGGAAUGCCAGCAGCAGAGACGGCUUGGGCGUCGCAUCGUGCCCACGGGACCAGGAGGGCAAGGAGCAUUCUGUCUAUGUAGCACUUUUCAUCUGCGCCCAGAUUCUUGUGGGAAUGGGAUCCACACCUAUCUACACUCUCGGCCCGACCUACCUGGAUGACAACGUGAAGAAGGAGAACGCCUCGCUUUACCUAGCUAUCAUGUACGUGAUGGGCGCUCUGGGUCCUGCAGCCGGGUAUCUCCUAGGAGGUGUCCUCAUCGGCUUUUACGUGGAUCCCAAAACCAUAGUUAAUAUUGAUCAAAAUGACCCUCACUUUGUAGGCAACUGGUGGAGUGGCUUUUUGCUCUGUGCCAUCGCCAUGCUGUUGGUCAUUUUCCCCAUGUUCGCGUUCCCCAAGAAACUUCCCCCUCGCCACAAAAAGAAGAAAAAGAAAAAGCUCGGCCCUGACGAUGACACGACCAGCGAGGAUGACGUCAUGAAGGAGAAAUCCAACAGCAAAAGUCAAACGGUGACCUCUUCCAUGGGCUUCGGGAAGGACAUCAAAGAGCUCCCCAAGGCGGCCGUGAGGAUCCUGAGCAACAUGACCUUCCUGUUCGUCAGUCUGUCCUACACGGCCGAGAGCGCCAUCGUCACCGCUUUCAUCACCUUUAUCCCCAAGUUCAUCGAGUCGCAGUUCGGGAUCCCGGCCUCCAACGCCAGCAUCUACACAGGUGUGAUUAUCGUACCCAGUGCUGGCGUGGGUAUCGUGCUGGGCGGCUACAUCAUCAAGAAACUGAAGCUCGGGGCUCGUGAGUCGGCCAAGCUGGCGAUGAUCUGCAGCGGCGUGUCACUGCUGUGCUUUUCCACUCUCUUUAUUGUGGGCUGCGAGAGCAUCAAUCUGGGGGGCAUCAACAUCCCAUAUACUACAGGGCCGACUCUGACGCUGACUCACAGGAACCUGACGGGCAGCUGCAACGUGAACUGUGGCUGUAAGAUAAACGAGUACGCGCCGGUCUGUGGCUCUGACGGCAUCACCUACUUUAACCCCUGCCUGGCAGGCUGCGGCGCCGUGGGCAACGACAGCACAGGGCAGAUCAGAAACUACACAGACUGUGCGUGUGUACAGAGCAGGCAGGUCAUCACUCCUUCCUCCGGUGGCCAAGGCAGUCAGCUCCAGCUGGUCAUUGUGAAGACUUACCUGAACGAGAACGGUUUCGCCGUGUCUGGGAAGUGCGACCGCACCUGCAACACGCUCAUCCCCUUCCUCAUCUUCCUCUUCAUCGUCACUCUCAUCACUGCCUGCGCGCAGCCGUCUGUCAUCAUCGUCACUCUCAGGUCAGUAGAGGAGCAGGAGAGGCCGUUCGCUUUAGGAAUGCAGUUCGUGUUGCUGAGAACGCUCGCCUACAUACCAACCCCCAUCUACUUUGGCGCUGUGAUCGACACUACAUGCAUGCUGUGGCAGCAGGACUGCGGCGUGCACGGCUCGUGCUAUGAAUACGAUGUCACCUCCUUCCGCUUCGUCUACUUCGGCCUGGCCGCCAGCCUCAAGUUUGUUGGGUUCGUCUUCAUCUUCCUCACCUGGUACUCCAUCAAAUGCAAGGAGGAUCGGAUGGAGCUCCGGCGCCCGAGCCUGCCUACGCUGGGCACAGUGAGCGAGUUAGUGUGUCAGGCAGGAGGCCGCAAGUGUCACGCACGUACCCGCUCGUGCCCGGCGUUUACGCUCGAUCCAACACCACUUCAUCAUGGCCACAGCAGCCAAAGCUGCCCGGGAAAUGCACUCAAAGCAAUAACACCCCCGGUGCGCCCCAUGCAGAAGGCCCACGCCCACCUCCAUGCCUGAGGUCUAACGCCAUCCUCUCCUCGUGCCUUCCUCGAUUGGGUGCAAACCUUUUCAAAGUUCAGCUGAGGCCCUGCUGAGUAUUACAGCUGUUCUCAUCAGCACAUAUCUUCAAAACAAAAGAAAAGUACUCGAUAAUGUGUGCAUCGUACAUUGUAAUAGACAUCAUAUGGUGCUAAGUGGGUUUGGGGAAGGGGCGGGGGGUCAUUUCUGUUCUUCAGUAUCAUGUCUUGGAUCUCAAGAUGACUAUCAAAACUUCACCACAAGCACAAAUGGGAAACCGUUCUAUGCAAGCUCCGCCCCCUGCCCCUCCGCCCCUGCCCCUCUGCCCCUAUGCGUAAUACUUUCUAACGUGUAUCUCUGAAUUUAGCCCACAUUCAAUACCAGAGGCCACUCUCUCUCUCUCUCUCUCUCUCUCUCUCUCACACACACACACAAAUCUCGAUUUAAAGUUUGCUUCGGACGUUUGGCCAGUAUGGAAAGAGAAGGUGGCUGUCAGGUUGCCGGAAUUUUGCCGGUUGCAGGGUUCAGCACCGUGUCCCGUUAAAGGAUCGGGGGGCCAAUUCAAUUACAUCACAAGAGAACUCUUAUCAUUCCUCAGUCAUCCCCAUGUGAUCAGUAUAGGUAGGACUCCAGAUUAAGAUUAAAGUCUAACACUAAGCAGAUGGAGAAAAUGCAGGAAACUAAACAUCCUUUGAGCUUAGUGUUAUGCGCUGCUCGAUUCCUCUGGUUCUUUUAUAAUAUCUGAUCUGAGGCACAUGGUUCAAUCCCAGCAGGCCUGGCCAUUGCUCUCACGCUGCUGCUGACAGAAAUCAGCCUGAGCACUUCAGCGCUUUAGCAAUAGUGUUACGAACCCGGCGGCAGAACCUGCAGACUAUUUUAAUACUAACCUCAGAAGGUUACCGGCGUCACCAAAUCGGGCGAUUAGAUGUAGAUGUAUAUUUGCAGUUAUCAUCCUGUUAGAAAUAGUCUCUGAGAUGAUCAUUUCCUGAUGCCAAUAUGCUAAUCUCUAUAACAAUCCAACAGGUAUUACACGACACACAAACGCCUACGAAGAAUAUAAACCUCUGUCCUCUGAUGCUGCAUCAUUUUGCAUAGUAUAGUGUAGUCCAUCAGGCAUUUAGGACGGGAAUCGCAGCAUGCUGGGAACAAAACCCGUCUGAAUAUAAAUCUAAAUUUCAUCCAUUAAAAAAGGAAAAUUCAAACUCUGUCUAUAUACAGUAUAGAAUUGUUUUACUACCAAGAAUGAAUGAAUUCACAUUUUAGCUCGGGCUACUGCGUUUUUAUGAAACUAUUAAAAAGUAUAAUGUCAUGAAGACUUUUAAAAAAUGAAAAAAGAAAGAAAAAAAAACAAACUCCAACGAUAGCAUUAUUAAGUUUGAACCUUGGUCUUCAGUCUGUGCCGGAGAUAUUUGUAACACAAGAUACAAAACACAACCUCAGAAUAUUUCACUGUAUAAUGAACAUGAAUCAAAUGAGAAAUCUGUGACAGACAUUUUUCUUUUCCUUUUUUUCCCACCCAAUAAGUGUUUUCACCUAUAGGCCGUUUUAUAACGACGCGGUCAUGAUGUAUCUGGGCAGCGCUGCAGAUUUGUUGGUUAUCUACUUUAGGCUCCAAGGAUUUGAAAUAAAAAUGUUGCUCAAUGUAGCUUUGAUACAAAGACUCGUAUGAAGAUGUGAACCGUUCACAGGACACGAUCCAUCCCUUCGUAUUCGAUGUGUAGAAAACCCAAAUAAAUAAACAACUUAUUCUGAGUACUUAUUCUUGGUGAAGAAGUACUCAUGGACUACGCUGUGAAGAGGAAACACUGCUACUGAACUUUGGGAUGUUAAAUAGACAAAGCAGGGUCACAGGUCAUCUCCACAACCAAGCCUCUUCACCCUCAGUGCUGUCAGCAUGUGUGAUGAUCAUUGUGAAGCCCUUAAUCUGCCCAUGUGGAUUACUUCAGGUACAUAUUUACUUUUUUUUGGGGGGAAGGUCAUUUUUUUUUUUUUCCAGCAUAUUAUCGACAUGUAUUUCUUGAAAUAAAACAACAAAGCUGUAAUGGAAAGGUUAAGCUACUGCUCUGCGUUCCUCAGGAACAGAAGUGAAUACAUCAUGAACACUUUUGUUUACAGAUAACUUGAAUACUUGAUAAAUGACAUUAAAAACGAGGAGACGAACAUAAUUGUGUCUAUUUUGUGUCUGGUAGUCGAAUAAAUAUUUCACUGUAAGGAGAGAUGCACUUGAGGCCAAGCUGUUAAAGCAAGAUGAUCCACAACAGAGGGGUUGAGCAUCAAUACUGCUAUAGAUCCAUCCAAGUACUUAAUGGAACUGAGUCUCUGCCGCCACCUACCGGUGUGUACAAGUAAAAUCACGCAUAAAAGUGUUUUCUCAUCCUUUUCUGUUUAAUGCAGGUAAGUAACUGAUUGUUUGUGUUUUUUUGCUAUAUUAAUAUUAUACGAGGAAGAAAAGAAAAGGAACAGAAACGCCUCUGAUAUUCAAUAACCAUAACUGUAAACAUGAAAUAUGUGAGAUUUGUUUAAUACAUAAAACAUUGCUCUUAAUGGUUUAGCUCCCAUGUAUCUAACCAGUCUUCUAACACAUUACAAUCCUUCACCCUCUCUGAGAUCACAAAACUCAGGACUUCUGCUAGUUCCCGGGAUACCAAAGUCUACUAAAGGCGGUAGAGUGUCUUCUUAUUUAGCUCCCAAACUUUGGAAUAGUUUCCAAAUAUUUCCAAGUUUAAAUGUACAUUAAAACUCAUCUCUUUAGUCAGGUGUCCACAUAAUACAUCCCAUAAUAGGGUGCUCUAAUAUAUCUGACCAAAUGCACAUUAUCAUCUAGUGCUUGUUAAUAUUAUGAACAGCAGCUACGUUAAUCCCUCUCCACUGCUUCUCUCUUUCUUCCCAUCCCGAGGCAUCCAGACAUUGUACCAGCUCCGACUGUCUUCUGUGCGAUGAAGAUUUUGGACCUCCACCGAGACGAGGCCGAUUCUGUGAGGAUCCCGAGACAUCUAGAGAUGUUCCAGCUCCAGUUGGAUUCCGCUAUACUAAAGAGGAGAUGUGAACUCCAUGUGGUCUUUUGCAUGAAUACAACAUUUAUCAGACUGUAUAUUUAUAAUCACACCCUCCAGUGUCACGCAUAUGAUGAUGAGGUUCCACUUUGAGUCUGGUUCCUCUCAAGGUUCCUUCCUUUACCAUUCAAGGGAGUUUUUCCUCCCACAGCCACCUGAGUCACCUUAGACUUGCUCAUUGGGGAUAAAUACAUAUACAUUUAAAUAUAUCUAAUAUUAGUCUUGAAUUUUUUUAUUAUAUUAAUUUUUUAAUAACCUUUUGUUCUAUGUUUAUGUUCCGUAAAGCUGCUUUGAGACCAUGUCAGUUGUAAAAAGCGCAAUACAAAUAAAUUUGUAUUGAACUGAAAAAAAUAAAUAAAUAAGAGGUCUGCUUCAUUACACCACCCUGUUGUCGGUGAUGCUCUUAUUACAUCAUGACCCAAAGUGCACAUAAAUGUGUGUGUGUGUGUGUGUGUGUGAUGGAAGUUAGCAGAAAAUCCAGACAAAAAAAAGCAUGUAAGAAAAAGCUGAACUUUUAUUUUGAAAUGACAAACUACUGUCCAAUGACUUGAAUGAAAUGAACAGCUUUUACCUGUUGAGCGUGAAAAUAUCUGUGUAAAAAAAAAAAAAAAAAAAAGCAGCUCGGUUUGCUCUGUAGUACCACUUAAGCUGAAAAAUAUGUACAACAUAAAUGACGAAAUCGAGAAACACUUUCAAAAGCAUUGUAGAUCAAAA